Molecule: messenger RNA, 2587 nt
Organism: Drosophila sechellia
Lineage: Eukaryota; Metazoa; Arthropoda; Insecta; Diptera; Drosophilidae
Gene: wntD
Product: wnt inhibitor of Dorsal
Exons: 1
Coding region: 1502-2431 (309 amino acids)
Biological process (GO): multicellular organism development; cell fate commitment; neuron differentiation
Cellular component (GO): extracellular region
Molecular function (GO): frizzled binding; cytokine activity
Source: RefSeq, a predicted model, not a curated record
GAUGAGCUGCUUCGUGGGUAUUAGCCGGAACAUAUGUAGGGAACGAGUGCCGGUGCGGCUGACAAUCGACCGAAUUUAUGAACCCUGUCAUCGUUUUUUGAUUAAACUUAGAAAUGCCAAAGAUCUGGCGCGUUUUUCCUCGGCAAGUCGGAAUUCCAAGCUGGUUGCUGAGCCCCGAGGAACUUCCAGUGUCAAGGCCCAUAUGUGUGAUUGUAUCCCUCAGAUACUGCUAUACUCAGGCGCACGAACACCAAUUGAGCAAUUUUUUUACUACCUGCGAUAUCCCGAUAUCCCUCUCUGUUUCUGUUUUACCCGGCGCUUAGGUCCUAAAAAACCCUUUUCCGGUGCUACGCAGACAGGACUUUCGACCUAAUUAGAGAAUCGGUAUUUUCAUUGUGUUAAAACCCAAACAUCGAAAUUUCCGCACACGUUUUCGCAACGCCUGGAACUGAAGUACUUUAUAAUGACUUUGGCUUUGUGAGAUGUGUUCUGUAAAGGGGAAGUUCCCCAUAAAAAAUAUUAUAGAUGUAUUACAAUAUCAGUACUGGCACUUGAUGAUAUUCACAUUUUUUAUGGAUGAUCAGAUGUUUAACUGUUACUGAUUGCAUUAUCUUUAAAGUAGUCUUUAAGUCUUUAAAGUGACAACAAGCUAUUAUUUUAAAGAGAUUAUAUUCAUGGUCAAAUGAAACUGAAUUUAAGUGUUUAUCAAUAUAUCAGCGAUUUUAUUAACGUUGUAGCUAAUGUUGGUUAACUCUUAUCAUAUCUGAGAUAUUGUUUUUGGGCAUGCUAAAAUUCUCAUCUGAAAAUAUCCCAAAAAAAUCCGUUAUCAAUAUCUGGAUAUCUGUUCCUAAUGAUGCUUAACACCAUAAUCCUGGGUAUUAACUUUUAAAUAAUAUAACAACAAUACUGGCAGUUACCGCCGGCUCACCACAAUGGACAAUUAAUUUCCCAGAUUAUAUAUACUGUUGGUCAUAUGUUUUGUUAUAUAAUUGGCUUGGCCAGUCCAAAACCCAAACAAACCCGACCGCGUAUCGGGCAUUGAUGUUGUGCAGUGUGAGUCCGGGAAAAUCCGGCCGUACUGAAUGGACUCGACUGGGUUUCAUUCAUGAGCACGUCGGGUGCCGUUUACGGCUCUACCUGCCUAAGCGUGGGAAAGUUGCUCACAGCAAGGCGGAUCCUCCACCUCCGCCGGCGCAGGACGAGAGCAGGUAGUCAAUCAGGAAACUGGGCUGCUCCGCAAUUGCGUCGCGGGCUGCCAGUGGGUUUUUGUACCCGUCCAUCUCCGGGAGUUCCUACCCCCUGCCCAUGCAAAAUUUCCAAGUGGAAAACGGCAAAUUUCCGGUUUUAUGAGCAGGCCCGAAAUUCCCACGGGCCGGCCCCAGGAGGGCGCCCCGGCUAGGGAUUUGCAGGCUAUAUAAGUGUGCUGCCCCGGCUCAUCAUCAUUCAGUCGAUCUUACGACAUCGCAGAGAUAGCACCACAACAAUAUUAUAAUCAGACAGCAUGAUUUUUGCCAUCACAUUAUUCAUGGGUAUUACGAGCACUCUGGCAGCAGUUUUGGAGCCCAUGAGCUACUACCAGUACACCCAGUUUCAGGCUCCACUCUCCUGGGAGGAUAUAACCGGAAAGGGGCUGAAACAGGCCCGCGACAGCUGCCAGCAGAGUUUCCAGUGGCAGCGAUGGAACUGUCCCAACCAGGAUUUCGUGCAGAAGAAUUCCAAGCCGGAGGAAAACUCACCGAAUCGGGAGGAUGUCUAUGUGGCGGCCAUUUCCAUGGCAGCCAUAGUCCAUACUCUGACCAAGGACUGUGCCAAUGGCGUAAUCGCCGGAUGCGGAUGCACUGAAAAUGCUCUAAAUGUACCCUGCGCUCAUGAGCCCACCAAGGCAUUGGAGCAGUACGAGAAGCAUUUCGGAUCAGGAUCAGGAGCCACCAGUCACAAUCGACGGGUGGUGGGAGCUCUACUAGAGAAAUCACUGGAACAGGAAUGCCGGUGCAAGCAACCAGGAGCCGUGCAGGGCGAGUGCCAGGAGGAGGAGUGUGUGGCGGUACUAAAGCCAUUCGAAGCCAUUGCCCAAGAUCUCCUCCAAAUGUACGACGAUGCCAUCCAACUAGAAGGAGCCAGUAGCAAUCUGAAGAUAAUGUGGCAGAACAUUCCUCUAGACUCCCUGGUCUUCAUGCAGGACUCGCCCAACUACUGCGAACGCGAUGCCACCGGAUUGUGGAAGGGAACUCGGGGUCGCCAGUGCUCCAAGGAUGGCAGUGGUUCUCUGGAGGAACGUCUCUCCUGCCAGCAGCUGUGCCGUGUGUGCGGAUACCGAGUGAGAUCCCAGCACGUGAGAACCGAGAGGAGGUGCAAUUGCAAACUGGUCUGGGGAUUCCGACUCCAGUGCGAUGUCUGCGUCCAGCUGGAAAGGCAGUACUCCUGCUACUAAAUGGAUGCACCACCGGAAAUGGAAUCCAGGACUGGGGCGCUGGUCGAGCCCCACGAAAACUAUUUACCUACAUUUAAGUUAAUUUAUUUGAUUCCACAUCUAAUUUAUUGCCACAACAAAUGCUAUCAAUAAAUACGUUAUUUAACAUAUACCAUA